Babesia bigemina is the source of this 624-nucleotide messenger RNA. RefSeq lists its product as hypothetical. The coding region runs from base 1 to 624 and encodes 207 amino acids. The transcript is spliced from 5 exons. Lineage: Eukaryota; Apicomplexa; Aconoidasida; Piroplasmida; Babesiidae. The record is from RefSeq and is a predicted model, not a curated record.
AUGGGAGAAGACAGUAGUGAUGACAAGGAGUAUGACACUCACCAGCUCCUAGACACGGAUAUGGCAAGUCCAACGAACGGGAGUAGCGGCGCUGUCAACUCUGAUGAAGAUGUUGCUGAAAGUGAGCCAGGAGAACCCGUGACUCAAGACGAGAAUGGACAAUCUUACGUCCAAGAGGAAGACAUGCAAGUUGGACAAUAUAGCAAAAAUCGCACUGACAAGGAUGUUCUGGUUGCACAGUUGCUGUGCAGAUGGUGGUACGUCCUGCCUGACUGGCCGCCUAAGGACUAUAACUACCACGAGCAACUGCAAAAGAACAUGCUGAAGUGCUACCCUGUAAAGGAGUUCGAAGAUCGUGAAAAUGUUGAUUCGAACGGUUACAGAAAGUGCUAUCAGUUAUCUGCAUUCCCUGGUGUGUUCAGAGACUUCAAGGGUGUGGCUUAUGACCUGCGUCCACUUGAAGGCAAGCCGUGCUACAAUAACAUGAUACAAAAAAGCGAAUCUGAACUUAAGUCGCUAAUUAAAAAGGCCAUUAAAAACCAAAUAGCGAAAUUGUCGUCAUCGCCGCAUGAUGAAGCUGCUCUCAUUAAGAGUUUGAAAGAGGAACUUACGGCACUGGGUUAG